AUGAAUUGCAGCAACAGUAGUGUCGUAACCUACGAAACAAACUUUAACACUCAUAGCUCAACAGCACCUUCAAGCACUUUUCUCCUGGUCACAGCAUGUAUACUAAUUUUUAUCAUCAUAGCUGCAAUUAUUGGAAAUUUAUUGGUAUGUGUCGCCAUUCUUGUGAACAAGCAGCUUCGCUCCUCACCCACCAUGUUGUUUAUUUUCUCGUUGGCAAUCAGCGAUCUGUUGACAGCAUCUCUCUCAAUGCCGUUUGAUGUGGAUCAACAACUUGUUGGCCACAAAUGGACUCAUAGCGAGGGCCUCUGCGUGGCAUGGACGACUACGUACCUUGUUACUGUACCGUCUUCUAUUUGGAACCUUUUAGUAGUGAGCGUUGACCGGUAUAAGAGCCUAAAGGAUCCAUUGAAUCGAUACCGACAAUGCCCUUUUAUGACGCGCACAAGAGCGUUUGUGGUGAUAGUUUUCGUAUGGGUGUAUUCCGUACUCUUUGCGCUGAUCCCGGUGAUGGGGUGGAAAUUUCGGUCCUAUAGCGUGGAAGAAAACAUUUGCUAUUUCAACAUUACAGAGCAAUACUCAAUACUCAGCUCGUUUGUGAAUUUUAUCUUUCCACUCUUGGUCAUGUGCUUUCUUUAUUUCAAGAUUUUCAUGAUUGCGCGAAAUAUCCAGAACUCAAAGUUUGAAGGUUGUACUUCUGAGGUGAUGUCUGCGGAUGGAAAUUUGGAGAGCGCAAUGAAGAGAUCAAAGCGACAGAAAAGAUAUAAGAAAAGAUUUAAACGUAACAUGAAAGCUGCCAAGAACAUUUUAACCAUAGUGUGCGCUUUCUUCUUUUGCUGGAUGCCUCAUACUCUUCUUAGUUUGGCGGUUAUUUUUCAUGGAGAAGAACAGCCUCAAAAAAUCCCACCUGAAUUACCUUUUAUAUUCUUACUACUGGGCUAUCUUAACUCCGCUCUAAAUCCUCCACUGUACACCUUUCACAACAAACGAUUUAGGGAAACUUACGUGAAAUGUCUUGGGUUAAGACGGAAGAUAUCGCAACCGAAACGAAGCUCGAACAACACGGCCAUGACCCAUUUGGAACGGGGUUCUACAAUGAGACAUACAAAGGACAACCGGGCGAUUAGGUAAAACAGCUGAAGACAUCAAUGGAAGCAAACUGUCUUGUACUAAGUUAGAACAAAAUCAACUGCUUUUUUCUCCAGUAUAUUAUCAAAUUAGACCGUGAAAAUUGAAAGGCAAGUGGGUAUGAAAACGCUAGAUCACUUUAAGUGUGGCCAAUAGACUAUUCUACUUGCCAGUGUAGAUUCAGUGUCUCACGCGUGAAAGCAGCUGGCUUAGAACAAUUUGUUCGGCACCUCUUUAUGACUCUAGCCUACAAAAUUUACGUUCUUUACAUCCUUUAGAGUAAACCAUCAAAACUGAGCGUAAAAUCAUUUAAUAACCGGCUUUUAGGGUAAUUUUUGACUAUGAAUUCCAUUUAUUACUGAGAGAAGUUUUCACCUUGUCACAUGACAUUUUGAAAUUUAAAAGUUUUAGUUUACGUUUAAAUAUUACAAUUUUUGUGGCUUAAACAAAAGCCUAAACAUAAAGUCAUCUUGCGAUUUUUCACAAUGCAUGGAAAUUAAUUAUUAAUUAUUUCUUUACUUUUCUUUCAGCUGAAGUCAGCGACAUUUCUUAUGAAACUAAAACGAGAUUCUAGAUUCAGAAUCAAGAUUUUUAGCUGACAUUUUUGCUGUUUUCUUACCUCAUUCUGUCUUUUAAAUAUUAUACCUUUGAGUACAUAUUCAGGAGACAUCAAGGUUGCUUUUGAAGUUUGUGUAAAUAUAUUAAAAUGCAAUACAGAUGACAUCGAAUUAGGAGCAAGCAAGAGGAGAAAAUCUGUUCAAAUGUUCAUCGAUCACUUUUAUUCGUUCAUUUAAUUUCUUGUCAAAGUAAUGUUGUAAAACGGGUAAAGUUUAUUUGCGACCCCUCGGGCAGUUCAUAUAAGGGAUUGAAACCGAAUAAAGAAAAACAAAUUUCAUGCGUGCUGCCGGUUUAGAUAAGCAGAAUGAAGCAAAUUGAAUUUUGACGACAUUUUUGACCAGUAUGCAAUGUAUGACUGAGGUGAACUCCAGUGUUUAUUAAAGCUUACAACUGAAUCAGAGUGGGAAUUAAGAACUUCAAUACAGACUUUACGUACAGUCGACUCCCGAUAAUUCAAACCUUCAAGGGAAAUAGAAACACGUUUGAGUUAUCGGGAAUUCGAGUUUUCGAUAGUAAGAUUAUAUAGAAAUCAAAUUUACUGGAAAUAAAAAUUGCUUCGAGUUAGCGGGAGGUUCGAAUUAUAGAGGGUUCGAGUCGAAUGUAUUUAUCUAUGUCAUAUUCUCUAGUUAAUGUAUAUGUUUCAAUUUCCUGAAGAUGGCUCCGUAUUAUUAAAUAUCUCCCUUCAACUAGUCAAACGUGAUUCAUGUGACGUGAUUUCAAAUUUUAAAUCACCAGCUUCACCAUUUUGUAGGUCAUGCUGAGUUUGCAAAUUAUGAAAGUGAUAGACAAGCGCUUAUAGGUAACUCUGCAUGUUAAAUCAACUGAAACAUUUCUAUUCAAAAACACACGAGCGAAAAGCAGUUCGAAAAACAUGGGUCCCCCUAAUCAUAAGACUGCUACAAUGACACUGUUUAUUGUCGGUGGAGAAACCUCUUAUUUUGGAAUCAUCUAUAAGGGAAAUUAUUGAAAAAGAAAAACUUCUAUGUAAAUUUAUUUUUAACGCAAUGCUAUCUUCAACAGUGUCUUUAAAAAUAAAAUAACAACGCUAUAUGUUACGCUGCAUGCUUGAUACCGGAAGUCUUCUCUGUGUACUCCGAUUUUCCCUUCAUCUCAAAAAAUAAAACUUCCAAAUGCCAAGUCGAACUGUGUGGAUCGUACGCACACGUCUAAACGAUUUCUUAAGAACUCUUCAAUGGGCAAACAAAAUACGUACGAUUUAAUUUUUUUUAAAUGUAUUAGUGUACAUGCGAUUCAGAUUCGAGCAAAUUUGUCGCUGUAAGAUUCACGAUGAUACGCCGAUGGAAUAUCAAUAGAAGCGAACCUUUAUAAAGUGAGAUCCCCGGGAUAAGGAAAAAUAUUUUUCGCCCUAGAAAUAGUAAUAUAAAUUAUAUGGAAAAGAGCCUAUGAAAGUCGAAUGUGCAUGUUGAAAUUUCUCUCCUUGAAGCCGAGAAAAAUUCUAGUAAUCAUGGAAAGACAAUUUUGGGAAUGACGGGCAACAACUUAAACAUACUAAUUAAAUGAUAUUCUGUAUAAUGAAACAUGAAAUUAGUUUCCUUGUUUUAUACCUUAUCUUUUUUUAGGGGCAUUUAGUAAAUGGGAAAUGUGCAAUAAAAUGUAUUAUUGGCUAACCGUGUGGAUAACACCUCGUGCUAAAUUUAACUCAAAUCGCACGCUACUGGUAAUUUUUACCUAAUGAAAAUAUAACCGGCCAAUUUGUAAGAUUACCUCUAGCGCCGGAUGUAGUUAACAUGCUCUUCCAUAGCUUUCCAAUUAUAAUGCGUAAACAUUGUAGCUUUUUUUUUAUUGUUUGACUGGCAAAUAGAUGAGCACAGGAAACUAAUGCAAGGUCCCUAUUGCGUUCUUUAAAAAAGGCGUCCAUUAAAAAAGGGUGAUUUUUUUUAUCUGGCUGGAUUUUUGAAAAAUAGGUGACUGCGUUUUUUCUCUCCUUCCCUCCAUUUCUUUACUCUAGUAUGAUUUCCGUGGUUUUUUCGCAGAAGCAAGAAACUUGCCUUUUUGGCCUUUGUAUUUCAGUCAAAUGGCUGCAAUUAGUGAUAGAUAAUAGACGUUUGACUGAGUAACAGACCGUGUGAUUGUAAGCUAUUUCGUUCGAAUUUCAAAAAAUGCUGUGUGUUGUUUUUAGUUCGUUCGGGGAUUGAGGAGACUAAACGAGAAGACUGCGGACUAGUCAACGGAAGUUCUUCGUCAAUUUUAGAUCAGUGGGCGAUGAAGAAUCGAGCCGAGGAGGAGGGUAUGUGGGGUAAGUAUUGGAGAAAAAAAAUUGAGCAAACCCUGGAAGGUAAGUAGCCUGACGAACAACAACAAGUAAAAUUGAACUAAGCCUCUGCACAUGUAUCCGGAUAUUUCUGAAUCCGAAAAUUUUCCUUUGUGGAUUCAAAAAUUUCCACGUCCAUAUGUAUCCGGAUUCACUAUCAGUUCGUCAGCUAAUUUGUAAAGCGAACUUCUCCUCAUGCGAACAUUUUCUCUUCAUGCUUCAAAUGUGCCACAAGCACUUUUUCGCUCGUUUAACUUGUUUACGGCGUCCAAUUCGUCCGUACGACAUAGAAAGAAGCCUCAGAAUGUCGAGCCGUCGUUUGGAAUAGGGUCGCCUACCGGAGUUCAAGAGCCGAAUAAGUGAUAUUGCGCUCGGCACCAUCUUGAAUAUUCACGGUAAAGAACUGGGCUCGAUCUUGUUACGUCACUGGUUAAAACGAUAUCCGAAACCUUAACGGAGAAGAGAGACUCAGUCGUGCUGUGAACAAUCUUGUGGUUGCAUGUUUAUACACAGGUGAGCAGUAUCUAAACCCUUGGCGGUGAAGUGGGGGCGGGGGGGCCUUUGAGCUCAUCCCGAUUUCAAUUGACGAGGAAGAUCUAAGGAUCUUAGGGUUUGAAAUUUUCCAGUCUGGGAUUUUCUUGGGUAGGAAAAUUUCGAAAGUAUUUUUUCGCGUGCCCUCAUUUGGGCAGGGAUUUUUUGGGUAUUCGAAACAAUCUGACGAUUGCCAUUAUAGUACCACGCGCGUUUGCUGUUCGCGUAGUUCCAGGCCGAUAAAGUACAGCAAACUUGUUUUGCGGUGGUCUGAAUAUUUAAUGCGUAUCAGUUAUGGAGUGUGGGCAUGUCACUAUUCGGCGAGGGUAAACGUUUCGUCCAGGGAUUUUUGAGGGUCCCUUUGGAAGUCCUAGGGAUCUUUUUCGCUGUAAAUAACAAAGAGUUCUCUCCAUUAGAACACUGUCAAGUCAGAUUAUGUUAUAGAGCUCAAAUUAAUCCCGCUGAGACUUCGUAGAAGACAACGACACCAAGUAACAAUAUUAAUGCUUUGUUAAUAAUACAUUUCUUUUGUGUUAUUCUCGAAGCCAAAAAUGAAUUUAAAUCAUCUAAAUUGCUCCUUUGUUCGCGUUAUCUCCAAUGUCAAAUGAUGGAAAUUGUCAGUUUCUUUCCUGCCUUUCUCUCAGAUAAAAGAUGAUUGCUUUUUUCUCUUAAAGAUCUUCUGUUUAUCUACCUCUUUAUAUGUACUGUCAUAUAUGCAUCCGGCUUCCUAUUGUUUUGUCUGAAAUAGACAUAUUGUAUAUUCUUCCUUCUUUUGGCAUGUAUAGUUUUUUACUGGGUAAAAACUACAUUUUCUUUACAGAACGUUUCCAAGUGAGUGUGAACGGAAGAAAAGUAAACAGAGACCAAAAAAACUGAGACAGCUUGGGAAAAUUUUAACCAGAAUACAUUUUCCAAAGGCAGUUAUUGAAGGGGAACCGAUGUCAAUAUCUUAAUUGCUACACAAUAUUGGUCAUAUGCCAUGAAAACUAAGAAACUGCAAACAACUAUUUUGUUUUUAUUUCAGUUUCAUUUGGAGGAUUUUUGACAAAGAAAAAAAAACUCGACCUCAAUCUGCUGUCAUCAGCACUGAAGUCUAAAUAAAGUUACAAGUUCGCUUGCCAUGUAAACCUAAUUAGUAGAGAAGAGUGAUUUACACAAAACGGAUAGUAAAUACUAAAAUUAAGUGCUGUUUAUAAGAUUACAAGUACAUUAGCGGAAAAUAUGUCAUCAUCUUACUUUCACUAAAAUUUGUCCCAUUAUAGGUUUUUAGAGCCUUGUUGGGUUCCUACCAAAGGAAAAAAAAUAAGAAGGAGAAUUAGACCCGUUGUAUGAAUCGUAUCUCUGUUGUCGUGUUUCACAUUCAAAAAUUAAGAGAUACUUCAUUUUUUUUUUCAGUUUUAUCAUAUGUUAAUGAAUUUGGCUGAAUUUUAAUUAACGAUAGACGGUAUUUUCUUUGAUCAUUUCCUUUGACUAUCCUAAAUUUCAUCACCUGGUAGCAAUUUUAGGCAAACCGAUCUGUGGUCCUGAGCGGGUGAUAAAUUUUUGGUCUUCGCUCCAGCCCGCUUUCUUCGUCAGACGGAUAAAUUUCAUCACCGCGCCAUUUUGACGAUAUUCAAUUGUAGCAUCGAACUGUGUUUGAGCUCAAGCAGCCCCCCUGGUUUCCUGUUAAGGCGUUAACAUCAGGUUAGACCGGUAUAAAACGGAUUCUAUAUCUACUUACAAGUGAGGGAAUAUGGUAUGUAGACGGCGGCCAGGACUAAUAUAGUCAGGAAAACUCGAAUCAGAUUCCAGAUUUGGAUUCCAGUUAAACUUCAUGCGCUUAUGCGAAACGUCCAACCAUCGAUUCAAAUUCUUAUUACUUAUUAAUUAUUAUUGCUAAGAGGCGAAUAUAAAGCUCGUUACAAAAGAAGAAUUACUAUUUUCAACUGUAAAUGCAUAAGCACAAAGUACUAAGUUUAACCUGCCUACUGGAGAUGGGACCGCACCAAAAGCCCAUUGCUAUAUGUAGCUACGCAAGAGCUUAGUUGUUUUCAGGUUAAAGGAAUCACUUUUUCCUUUACUUUUCAACUAAUUGCAAUAUGUUAACGUUGUUAUAGGGAAAUGAUGAAAAAGCGAAUUGAAAAAAGCAAAAAACGAAUAAAUUGACAGUUUUACCACCUUUGUACUCAAACAUAAUGAUUUUAGAUUGAGAAAUUAAGGAUGCAAAAAUGAGCAGUUUCUCAUCUGAUUUCCGAACACUCAUUAAACAUUUAUUUCCUUUGUAUUUUCUUUAUGAAUUAUUAAUAAGUUUGAGAAGUCAAAUUGAAGUAUUAUAUAACAUACUGAGAAAGUGUUUUCAGGAUUACCAAAAUAUCAAAACGUAAAUUGCAGGGAAAAGUAAAUAACCUCAUUGAAGAUCAACCUCGCGACCUCGCGCUCAAAAGAGCAGGACUCUCUUACCAGCUAAGCUAACCCUUCUCUGGUUGAAAGACUCCGAUCAGUUUGCACUCUAGCGACUCUAAACGUGAUAAAAACUAGGGAAAGUUGCUUUUUCUAAGUAAAUAAGGUAGACAAAAAUUAUUUUGUAGGAAUUUUUUAAAAAACUUAUUCCAUUCGUUUUUCUCACGUACGGAAAGCAAAAUUUUAGUCCAUAACUUAUGGAUGCAAAUCUUGCGUUGCUGUCAAUGUGCUGUGAGAUUCGUUUCUUAUGCGGCAAAAAUGGCGAAAAUUUACGUCGUACUGGGUUUCAGUUCUACAGAAAAACAAACGCCAAAAAGUUUAUUGUAACACACACCACAAAAGAAGAGAAAAAAAAUUGUAGGCGUAUAAUGCAUUUGUCCUUAGCGAUAUCGUGUUUUUUGUACGGCCGAGAGGAAAUGUAAUUUACGUCUUAGCUAUUAAUUAUUGACCCUUGUCUUUACUGGUUUUUUUUGCAAACAACAAUUUUGCACGUACGUUAUCACUUUUUGUACAUUUCUUUGUCAUCACUGCACGACUAUGACGUCAUUUCACGUUUUGUAGAGGAAGUGAACACAAAACAACGACUUUCUUUUUCUUUUCAUGAACUUCGAUACAGUCUUUUAGAAUACAAUUCUAAAAGAAUUGCCAACAUUUGACGAAUUGAACGAGGUGGAAUAAGCGCGUUAGCAAAGUUUGAAGCAGCGCGAAUUCACUUUCUAAGGAUCUUCAAGAGACCUUUUGGUAGCCUGGCGCCGCCGUAGUUGUUGCUUGGCUAGUGUGCUAAACCAUUACCUCAACCGUCAAAGAUAAUGCGAAUGGUAGAAAGUACGGUCGUUACGUAUAUCCCAAAUUUUGAAAGCCUUUGAAAACAAGCGAUAUGACAGAAUAUGAAAGGCGUUGUAGAAUCCACUAGGUAAUGAAUAAAUGGAAAAAGCUUCGCUUGUGCUCUAAUUUCUGAAACAAUUUGUCUAUUUAAAUAUGUUUUUAUCCGUUUUAGCUUUUUAAACAUUUUUUGUGACAGCUACAGCGCUGUUAGCGAUUAUACUACCAACACUACGGUUAUUGCUGUCUGAAUUAUUAGCCAGUUCAAGUUGCUAAAACAGUGUGGGAAGAACAAUUUAUGUCAUAAUUAGUUGAAUACAGGAACUUUUGCAGAAGUUUAUAAAUUAAGUUCGCUCACCCAUUUUCGGUACAACAUUUUUUCCUUUUCUGACAAAUUCGUUUUGUGAAGGAUUCCCCGCUUACCUACCCCAGUUGUGCCGCGCCAUCUGUAAAGUCGCGAAUAGGGCUCAAUAAACGGUUACAUUAUACGCCUUUAGUUCCGUUAAUAGUCCUCCUCCUACCAGGCGAUUCAUCCAGUGUCUUAUAUGCAAAUCAAGUCCCUUUUUGCCUCGAGUGUUGCGCCAAUUUAGUCAAAUAUAUAACGCAGAGGCAAAAUGGUGGGGUUAGUAAGCAACUCUACAAAAAUUAGAAAGCCGCCUGGAUUAGUAGGGGUAAAAAUUGUUUAAAUUGUGAGAGGAUUAGUAAAAAACAAAACGGUUUAAUAAUUAUUUCGGUUUUAAGUGUUUCUGAGAAGAAAAAAUCAUGUCAAUAGGUAACAUUUUCCUCAAAUAAAGUUGAGAUACCGCAAUGCGUAAUAUAUUAAUCUUUAAUUGGUAUUUUUGGAAAGCUAGUGUGCUAUACAAAUUGCGAACUAGUAGUUUUCACGCGUAACCUUGGACUUUAAAAUGUAAAUUCAUUUAUGUUAGGCUAUGUUGGAGAAACAUUGUUUUCAUUAUGAGCGAUAAGCAAGCUAAGGCUACUCGUCUCAUGAAAUUAUUCUGUGAUGCCUGAGAGUCUAAAGCCCUGUGCAAAUGGACGCAACAUUGUUGGCCAACAACUCCCGACAUUGUUGGAUGCUACAUGUUACGUCCGUUUGCACACCCUGUUGGAUGUUGUUGCGCAAAGUUUGAAACCGGUCAAACUUUUCAGCCAACUACUCCCAACAUUGUUGCGCCAACAACAACAAUGUUGGAUCCGUUUGAUGCUCUUCCAACAUUUGUAGGGCCAACACGCCAUUACGCAUGGUUUACAAAGACUUACGCACGCAACAACUCCCAACAUUGUUGGCGCAACAAUGUUGGGAGUUGUUGCGUCCGUUUGCACGCAACCUUAUGGAGAAAAAAAUAUCUUGCUCCUAACAAAGGCAUUUAGGUUUCCGUAGGUGUACAAGCGACCAAGGCAUUUCGCAUACAGUUGUUUAGGACAAAGAUCUGACCUAAAUAACGAAAAUAAUCUUAUUUUUUACUUAGCUGUUAGACUAGUAGCUAGCUGAGUAAAAUUAAAAAUCAUCCAAAAAUUUACUAAUGGAGUAAAUAAUAAUAGCAGCCGCCCUCUAUCUUGGGACGUCAAGUCUUAUGUCAAAUUAGGAUCCGGUCAUCAGGACUUGACUGUCUGUUAACCGACAUGCUUCAAAAUCAACUGGGACUUGGCGAUCUCAGUUAUCGUAAAUAAAGGAAUCCAUGGCAAGUUGGUUUGGCUCAAUAAUAUAAGCAAUUUAAAAAAAAAAAAAAACUUAUAUAAUCUUUCAGUUAACUUAAAAUGUUGUGGCCUCACCAGUUAGGCAAUUUUGCUCACUAUUAAAAAAAACCCGUUAUUCGUGCAUGUUUAUUGUUGAUGGCCGUCAGAGCCAUCUGAGCUAAUUUUUGGGUUUGGCUGCAGUUUUUAAAUAAAACACCGUUGAGGCUAGAAUUUGUUCAUUGUCGUGAAUCUUCCCCUGGCAAGCGAUGUUAUAAUCGCGCUUUGUACAAGGUUAGUAACCUGGUAUCAGCAGUUUGUUAUUUUAAUUAUCUUGCCCAAGCAAAAAAGUCAUGCCACAGGAUAAAGUACCUAAAGUAUCUCAAACAGUACAGGAUAAGAAAAGUAGAAAUAUUUCCUCCUUGUACCAAUGCGAUAACAUAACAGUGAAAUAAUUUCCAUUUAAUAGAAUAUACAGACUUUUUAUAGGAAGUUAUUUUUUUAUAGUUAGCUGAACUCGUUAACAUGCUUCGUGAAUUCUGCCCCUUUUUCAUUGUCGGAGCCAUGUUGUUUGAAAUUUGACUGUUGAUUCAAACAGCAGAACUUUUUAUUGCGCCCAACUCAAUAAGUAGAUGAACACAAAGAAAAUUUCAACGCACAGUUGAAAACGCAAAAGAACGUUGUUUAAAAUAACUAGAGAUCUCUUUAGCAUAUUUCGAAUGCAACAGAAAUUCUUAUUGCGAAUUAACCAAGAGCUAACAGAGAUUCACGUUUUUUUUGCGUCAUAUUUUCCGGUUCUGUACGACGUUAAAAAAUUGUUGAACCCAUGUUAUUCAAACGCAUCGAAAACGAAACGGCUUUUUAUCAACCGAACUGGUGACAAAAAUAAUUGUUUUCAUGUUUUUUUCGUUCGGUUUAACUUUCUGACUUGAGCGUCACUUGAAUUUAUGCUGUGUUAGCCUGCUUAACAUUUUAGCGAAUGGACAUCUGAUACUUAUCGAAUUGCAUUAAUCAUAUUGUAAAUUUGCAACAAUGAAGUCGUAUUUUGGCUGUUGAAUUCUGUAUAUUAUGUCUUUCAAGUAAUUGCUAGAACGGUUGAAGUCUUUUUGGUGAAAAAUGUAAUAAAGGUCGGGUCCGUUUUUUUUUCAAUACAGUCGAACUUCUCACAAUGAACCUGCCUUUAUUACGGACAGUUCUCUUCGUUCCAAAAAUGCUAAACUUCACAUUUUAGCUUUAUAGUACAGAAAGCUAUAUAAUGUGGACACCUGGCUUAGUCGCAUUUAUUUAAAUAAAGUUGAAGUUGAAGUUAAAGUGAGUACGUAGGAGCACCAAACCACGCCAAUUUCUCCCCGAAAAAACUUCAGAAACCUUAACCUAAAGUGCUCUUAAACGCAUUCCAAACGUUGCCAUUAACCUUUUUGUCUGUUUGGUCGUUCCUUAGGCCAUGCGAGCCACUUGGAAUUCAUCAGGGUCGAAUUGUCAUUUUCUCGAAAAUAUUGGUUGACAUAUUCAUACGUUUACGAAAACGGUAGAUUUCCUGUUACCUCUUUCCAUCACUCUUUUCGAAAAAGAAAAAAAUGCUGGUCCUUUCUUUCACAAGUAAUAGCCAAAUCAGUGAAGGGAAACAUAAAAACUAGCUCUUUAAAUCGAAGAAAAGAGAGAAAAAUAGAAAACACGAAGAUCUUAGAUUAGUAGAAAAACCGUUUGGAAAUUUUCAGGGUUUUUACAGAGUACAAAACUUUUACUGUGGGACUAGCCCGAUUUUGCAAACUAUAAAUGUCUUUUUUUUUACGGGAAAGACCUUUCCACAGCGUAUAGAGACCUUCCUUUAAAUAAAGAUUCAGAAUUUAACCAAGAUAUAUAUGUUUGCCACUAAACUAGGUGCAAUGUCUGUUUACAAAUUUAUAAUGAUUAGGAUCUCCACCUGCUACAGUGCACCCUUAAAACAAAGCUUGGACACGCGAUCAACCUGAACAUGUGUGCCGUUUGUAAGCACGAGGCGCUACCCCCACUUAGGGGACUGGAACUAGUCGAUCAAUAAAUUUCUGCAGACACUUACAGCAGUUCAGAAAGAAAAACACCUCAAGUUUGACAUACUUUGUUGGCAACUUGCAAAACAUUGCGAGAACGUUGAAGACCUUGAGGCAGAUUUUCGAUCAGCGGCUAACAUGCAGCAGAUUGUUACAAUAACAUUAAUCCAUAUAUAUUAUUAAUUGGCUUAUUAGCUUUUUAGAUCAGAGAAAGCAGAGAGUUGUUGUUGAUGGUUACCGUACUAAAUAUGUUUCUAUAAAUAGGGGUGUUUCUUAAGGUACAGUCCUGGGGCCGAUCCUCUUUUCCAUUUUUAUUAACGAUCUCAAAGCUGUUAAUACUAAUAAGAAUCUUUUGGUCAAAUUUGCAGACGACAUAACUGUCACAUUGCCAACGGAGGCGACUGUAGGUUUAGAUGAGUCUGAAACGGAAGUCCUAUCCUUUAUUGAAUGGUCUGAGAACAACUGCAUGAAAGUUAACUUGACAAAAACAUAAAGAUAAAGCGAAUGGUGGAAAGUACAGUCGUUACGUAUAUCCCAAUAUUUUGGAAGCCUUUGAAAACAAGCGAUAUGACAGAAUAUGAAAAGGACCUUUUAAUAGGGAGGUUAGUUAUUAUUUUCUUCGACCAAUGAGGAAACACCUUACGAGCAGCCCUUAUAUUACUGCAAAAACGCAAAGAGUCUGAUCAGCAAAACAAACUCCGCUUUGCACGUGCUUCACGCUUUUUUGUAACGUUACUGCACGAAAAUUUCCUAAUUUUAAUUUUCAUGGAGGAAGUAAAAAAAAAAAGCUAAUAAUUUUCUUUUCAAUCUUUUCCUGGACUUGGGUACUGUACUGUAAAUUCAGGAAAAUUCACCUACAUUUUUCAAAAUUCAGUUUCGAGGUGGUAUAAUAGCGAUGAAGUUUGAACAGCGCGAAUUCACUUUUUUUAAGCGACGCUGCUCCGUUAGCGGCGACGGUACGGAGACGUGAUAGAGAAGGACAAUACGUUCAAUGAGCAAAACAACAACUCUGCACGUACCGUAUGCAUCACUCUUUCCGGUUAGUUUUUCUUCGCCCCUGCUUAACCACGACGUGAAAUUAUCUUUUUCCAAUUUCCGAAGAACGUAAACGCGGUUCCCGUUUCUCAGCUUCAACUUAAUUUCCGAUCAACUUCUAAAUUUCCGAUAAAUUACUGAACAAGUUUGACGCAUAAAAGAAUGCAGAGUCAAUUUCGUUGUCGGAUCUUACGGUCGCUGAUUUCGAGGGUUAAAAAACAAACAAAACAAAAACAAAACAAACCGUACUGUAAAGAUAAAACAGACAAGAAAUAAGCGAUUGUUGACAAAAGCACAAUCGCCACAGUCCAUGAAAUUGCGCCUAUUUAUACAGGUUUAUACAGAGGCCCUGUAAUCGGUGGACUUUAUGUCAAUGUUAGUGUAGGCUAAAAGCGGGAAAUUAAGGGCGCGAUCCAUUCAACCAAAAUUUCCGGAAAUUUCGGUCCAAAACUCAAUGGAUCGGUUCGGUCCAACCGGAAACGUUUCGAAAAAACAGGUCCACCUUUUGAGGUGGUCCUCUUUUCCCGGUCGGACCGGUCUGAAUUUUGGUUGAAUGGAUCGCGCCCUAAGCAACGAAGGAUGACUAUGGCUCCGUGCGUUUUGGCGCAAAACCUCUCAUUAACGGAACUUAAUUAGAAUUCAGGUCUACUCAAGAUUUCAAUCGUAAAAUAAUUGCAUCUUUUAUUCAUCCGUUUUUCGCCCCCAACGCACGAACGAUAUAUUUUCUCACCAAAGAGCCGUCUUUUUGGACCAAGUUGGUUCAUCGGUAUCAACGCUUCUGAGGUUAUAAUUUCAAUCCACCUUCACAAAGAGCAAACUAGAGGCUUACCGUAAAUAACCAAAUAGUACUCGAUUUCACAAGGAAAAAAAAAGGCAAAAACUUCAAACCGUUUUGGCAAAAACGAAUAGCGCUAUGUUGAAGGUAAGAACCUUUUGUAAGAUAUCUCUGACUGCUCGCCAGUAGUUUUGUCGAUUAGAACUGGCUCAGACUGUACCAUGGCUGUCUCAAUCGUGAAUGACAAUUUUUGGUCGAGGAAGAAGUGUGUGAGACCGCUGUUAUGUAAACCAUGUAGGCACAUCUAAGUGUACAGUUGGAAAAAGGAACCGUAAAGGCAGUGUUAACUUUAUUUAAUGACCAAACAAAAUCUUUCGAUUGAAAGCAAAAACUGCUAAAAAACCCGUGUUCUAUCCGCAAACACUAACUAUUUCUUACUUUUAAGUAGAGUCCCAUUCUUAUUUACUUUAUCAUGGUUAAUGUGUUUUUCUUAAUAGUUUUAAUGCAUAAGUUCCAAUUAUGAUUAACGCAGAGCGGCUUAAAAACGGAAAGCUUAAGUCGACAUAAAUCUUAUGGUAGUCAUUAAGUUUCGUAAGUUUGAUUAUCAAAAGGAAUAAAUGGCUAUUAGAAGGAUAAAACAUUUCAUAGAGAACGAACUACCUACGUCAAGUAGAGGGACAGGAUGUCGCGUCCUUAAGAACUGUCCGCUCACUUUACUCUUCAGGUCACGAAAAGAGAAUUUCAUAACUCCUAAGUGUUCUGGAUCUAAUAAAGUUAGUGGAACACAAUACGAAGAAAUUCUUGUACAGAAAUAGGUGUUUUACUCGUUUGGAACUUUUUAACUAUAAAAGCGUGCGGUUUCAAUGGCACGUGAUGCACAAACGCUCCUUUUUUUCAUUCUUUUAAGUAUUUAUCUUUUUAAGUUUAAAUACGUGCAGUUUCAUAUCCUGGCACGUGAUGCACCUAACGCUCUUUUUUUUUCAGUCUUUUAAGUAUUCAUCUUUUUAAGUUUAAAGCUUAAGUUUCAAUUCUAGCUAAAAGCUUCCAACAAUCAAACUCACUAAUAGUUCAUAGAGAAAAUACGAAGGAAAUUAACGUUUAAUGAGAGAUCAUGAAUGUUUGAAAAUUAGAUGAAAAACAGCUCAUUUUUUGCAUCCUUAAUUUCCCCUUCUAAAAUCAAUUUGUUUGAGAAGUAACGUCAAGCAUUCGACGCAGGGACAUCUUAUUAAAACUUUACAAAGCGUAUAUUUUACUUUAAUUUUAUUAGUCGCUUCUCUGUCUGCGUUUUUGUGGAGCGCGCUAUGCGGAUAAGCUACAAGCGAUAGAUAAAUGAAUCCUUACUCUAAUUUAUACUUGGAGAUUACUCGUCUCCAUACAGCACUCUUCUUACAAAAGUCAACUCUACUUCGUUGUGUUACAGGCGCUUUCAGAAUUUCCUUAUAUUGUUAUGUAAGAGUUUGUUUUUCACUCAUUUUCCUGCUUCUAUGAAAAAAAUGUUUUCACUCCGGUCCUCUUCCUAUUCUUGACUUCGUGGCAACUACAUUCUAUCACUCGGUAAACCUUAAACAACUACCUCUGGUCUUACUUCCUUUUCCUAGUUUUCAGCUAAACAGUGGAAUGCACUGCUUCGAACUAGUUUUUUUUUUGCAGAUUUUAAGAGUAAAAUACAGGGUGUUACCUUAAAGUAGAUUCUUUUUGCUUUUAUAUACUUAUACUUAAAAUUGUAAAUUAGUUUCUUUCAUUCGUAGACUUUGUUCAGUUAGCUUAAAGGAAUACAAUUAGUCUUUAAAAUCAUGAAAAGGACAUAGUUUAUUAUCACUACACAUCGAUCUUGAUCAGUUUAUCAGUUAGUUGUUAAAUUUCAAGAUUUAGUUCCCGUGACACUAAGCCCCUGGUCAAUAGAAUUGACGUGUUCUGCCUGCUAUGACUUCAUCGGUAAUCUACCUUGUAAAAUGAAUUUUGUUUUUUAAAUUAACCAACAUAACCAAUGCUUAUAUUAGAAAUACAAUGUCACAUACUGUCAUUAACUCACGUUGUUCAGAUGAGCAUCUCGACUAGUUUUACGCUGCCCGGUUGAAGAUUUUCCUUACAGCAAGGAACUUUUGGAGAAAAAAAAUAUAGCGCUUUAGGUAAGGUAAACUAUCAAACAGCAAGGUACUGAUCCGGACGUUAGGACAUUUUCAGGUAGAAUAAAUUUCUCUACCCACUUUUCGCAAAAGACUAUCUCCAGUAAAAAAACCAUUACCUUCAAAGUUAACGAGGAUGUGAGAAGUAGCAGACGUCUUUCAUAGAAACAUUUAGAUUCGAGGACGAGGACGACUAGGAGAACAAGAUUUAAUUCAAAGUUCUUUUUGGCGUAUUCUCAAAAAAUGUAAACCACGGAAAACUUCAUUGUACUUUGUUUUUUAACAAAAAUGUUAACACGGUUAUCUUUAUUGAAGGAGGUUAAGGUGGUUCAACACAGUUUCAUAGGUUACCAUUCGUUGGGGUGCUAUUUAAGACUCAUUGCAGUUAUAGAGCUCAACUUUGGCACGGACAAAAUAUAUGCAUAAGAAAUUACAUUUAGUCGGUAUGAGCUUUAGAUCGUUGCCAUGGCAACGUGGAUCACUGAAAACUUGUCCAAAAUUUUAAAUUUAUUAGGCUUAAUUCCAGUGAAUCAUCAAUCGUGAAUUUGCACACAUCUUAGAACUAAAAAUGGUCAUUUUUUAAAAACAAUUUGCUCAAAUUCUAACAAACGGUUUUUGAAAUUUUUAAGGAAAUAGCUUUCAUGAGAAACAAACUCCUUUGUUCAAUAUUCAUUUUGAGGCUUUCAUUGGCUGAAGUACGAUAUGAACAGGACUUUUGCCAAAUUUUGGACAUUAAUUUUUGAGAUAUCAUCGUUUGUUUGCAUUGCCUACGAAAGUCAAAAGAAGAGCGGCUCUUGCGUUGCUCCCUAUGUACGAAUGCUCAUAGCUUCUCCGACUUCACUGAGGGGAAGGGGGGUUCUGUACAGAGGCUAGAGUGCUCAGCACUUGUACACGCCGAAACCUCUAUCCCUUGUUUGGUUCCACAGCUUUCGCUUCUUGUGUCAGUAAGAUGGAAUCGAUCAAUUGUGCAAUAGUAUAGCCGGAAAUUCCAGAAACUUUUAGCUGUUUUAGUACUUGCUAGAAAAGGGAAUGGUCCAAUAGAAGGCAAAUUUUAUAUACGAUUGGUGAGAAACACGGCUGGGCAAAUCGUUUUUCUUGAAGCUUUUCGGGGAAUGCUGGGAAGGAGGACGGAUCUUAGCAUGAGAUUCCCAGAUCUGCCACAGGAGCAACUGCACGACGAGUCUUAAAAAAAGAGCAAAUUUGUACCGAUUUAUGUAAUUUCGCUGCUACAGACUAGUAAUUUUCGAAAAAUAUAAAGCUCUUUGCUUCGAGAACAAUGAUGCUGUGUUUGCACUAUUUAUAGUAGAACUGUCAAAAGCUAAGGCAAAUAGGAUAUCUUUCCUUUGCUGUGCUAAACAUGUUUUAUUAUUUGUGAAUCUAUGAGCUUCCAGUUACAAUUAUAUUUUAGACAGUCAAUUAUUUCUGUCCACAGGGCAAUUGCUGAAAUUCGGUUGAAUUUGAAGGAUCUUUCUGGCAUAAGAAUAACACGUCAUAACUCUCAAAAGAAUAUCUUUGCCAUAUUUUUUGUAAGAUUAAGACUACUUUAACGUUACCGCAGUUUGCUAAAAUAUUUUGUUUGUCGGCAGCAAGUUUUAAUGAAGAUUACAGCGCUUGAAUACAGCUUACAUUAAGUUAAUCAGAUAUAAUGUCAAAUUCAUAACGGGGUAUUCAGGCUGAACUAGAGCUAGAGUAACUUUUAAUUAACUGUCCUGCCACGGCCUUUUCCUGUAGGCUAUUUUCACAUUCAUAAAAUGUUACUGUUGAAUAAGAAUAAGGCCCUCGCUGCGAUCACCAAGAUUGUUUUACAACACAUGGUCAGAUAUCUGUACUUUUCACACAGAGCUCAGCAGGCCUGGUAUGUCAUGUUGGAAAAUAAAUCUCAGCUCUUGAAGAUGAAUUCAACAAAUUUUCCCUCCAAAAGUCCUUAACAUCCGACCGUAGUUUGAAAAUGAAUGGAGAAAACGGAAUAAUCGGAAAAAUUGAGCUUGAAAUUUCUACUUAAUUGCAACAGUUGUUACAAAUCAAAAUUCAACAAAAUUCAGUUUCACAGGGCAUUUUUUUUAAAAAAGUUCAUUAACAAUGAUAAAUUUUCUGUAAAAGGAUAAACAAGAUGAACUUGAUUUAAUGUGAUCUUAUUCUGUCUCCGUACAGAGGGCAACUGAAUGACAAAAAGUGCAAACAGUGCAUGACAGAAUUAUUUUUGAUUGCUGCUACGACGAGCGAUUUUUAAUUUUUCACAGCAUGAUUUAAAACCAUGUAGUUAGUUCAAUUGUUCUGCCAAAUUAUGCGGUCGGCAACUGUUCAAAUUAAAAUAGAGUUUUGUUCGCAAAGUGACUAAAAUUAAAAUUGCCUGAGGUUAUUUUAGGACGGCGUUUUUAGUGCAAAGUAUGUUUUUCGACAUAACCUUAUUUUAACUGAUUGAUUUCUUAAUUACUCGCUAAGAUAGCUCGAAAGCUGCUCUGAAUUCUUGCGUCUCUCACACUUAAGUGAGGUUUUGAAACUACAAAACGACCAAAAGUCGAAACGACCGUGAAUCAUUCGGAACGUACAGGACUCGAAUGAACAGAAGGUAAACUAUAAGGUGUAGCGUGAAUUUUGCCUUCUUAUCGCCUUGAGGUAACGCAAAGAGUAAUUGUAUCAACCAAAAUGGCAAAAGUUGGGAUUUUUAUUGCUACUUUUAGUUUGAUAAUUUCAAUCGAAAAGUGUUAACUUGACUUUUUUGCCAUAGCACGGACAAAUAUCAGCUCACAGAAUCAGAUCACUUAUAUUUGAUUCGUCGAUUGUCAGUUUUUGCCUCUAAAAUAUAAUUAAACCUAUGAACUAAUCAAUAACAGUAAAUUGAUUGUAUCUUCGAAUUCCUUCCUCUCACUAGAUUAUCUGUCGAGAUGAACUCUUGGAUUCUGGAUGGACCUUUCGCUGAAUAGGUAUUGAAAAUUCCAGCAUCACUUGACAAGAAACAAGAAGGGACUUUUCAGAUAGCGGUGAGAGGAAUUGAAAAUCAUUCUAACGGGUGAAGUUUUGCUGAAUAGAACGGCCAGAGGGCAAUGCGUCUGACGAUCCUAUCAUUUUGUACAGUUGAGGAAUUAUUUUAGCUUAGCACCUGCAUUUUCUGGACCAUUCUAAGUAUUUUUGCGGGAGCGCAAAAGCUCUUAUGUUUUGAAGUUGACCAACAACGAUUUCACUUCUUCGGAGAUUUUAGGCCUCAGCGUUCAUCGCAGUUUUCCCAAAUCUGCGAUCUGGGCGGCACCAAAAAAAGAGUUUGGGUUCCUUUCAGACUAUCAUUGGAAAGACUUAAAGAUAAAACUGCAGCUUCUUACAAGCUUAUCUCUAAGUGCAUCUUUGAGGCUGUUUCUUUCUUUCAAGCUUAUUACAACGAACCUUUGUACAGAAACUUCGGUGGCGGUAAAUUUCUGAAAGUUUACGCUUCGUCCGACCAUCUUGGCAUGAAUCUCUCUGAAGCGACUGAGCCAUCGCCGAGGCAAGGUUUCAAGUACUUCAGCGUGUCAAUUUACGCUUUAAUAAUCGCUGCAGCGUUUAUUGGAAAUCUAUUGGUCUGCGCCGCGUUCUUCUGGAAUCCGAUCCUUCGCCGCUCACCAACGAAUCAUUUCAUAUUUUCAUUGGCCAUCAGUGACCUACUCACUGCCUGUAUUACGGUGCCAUUUGAUUUUGAACAAGUUUUAACCAACCAGUUUUGGCCCCACGGAGAAGCUCUCUGUGUUUUAUGGACCACAUCAUACCUGAUCAAUGUACCUUCGUCAAUUUGGAAUCUACUGGCAGUGAGUGUGGACCGAUACAAAGGGCUACAAGAUCCACUCAACCGCUUUCGUCAAACGCCAUUUAUGACUAGAAAGCGAGCAGGGCUGGUUAUAUUGACGCUGUGGAUCUAUUCAGCACUUUUUGCUCUUAUUCCUGUAAUGGGGUGGAAGCUAGUUCCUCGUAGCGUCGAAAACAACUUUUGCCAGUUCAACAUCACUCAAGCGUACUCCCUUUUGAGCUCGUUCAUCAAUUUUGUCUUACCGACCCUCUUUAUGUGCGUGCUGUAUUGGAGAAUUUAUAAAAUCGCCAGCAGCGUGACCCGAAAUAAUGCUUUGAAUCAGGCGGAUAGCCUUCCUAUGACCAGCGAAUAUGCAGAAAAGAGGCUGAAAAAGCGAAUCAAAACAACGAAGAACAUUGUAGUGGUGGUCUGCGCUUUCUUGCUGUGUUGGAUGCCUCAUACCGUUAUCAGCAUUGUAUCCGCGUUUCUGUUCAACUCAUGCCCAGAGUGUUUAUCAGCUAUUCCCAGUGAACUUUUCACGCUUCUGCUCAUGCUUGGAUACGCCAGUUCGGCUAUGAAUCCUUAUUUGUACGCGCUCAGGAACAAGCAGUUCAAGAAUACCUUAAGCUUUCUAGUGUCUUCACUCCGAAACAAGUUCGCUCAGCGGCCUCGCACUUCCUCGCGUUUUGAUAAAAGCUCCUGCGGAAAUCCAGCCCGCACUAGUUUGUCGCAAAGUCAAAGUGAAAGAUGCACAGGUGUUUAAACUUGUUUAUAUUAGUCAAGUUGCCUGGGAUAUAACAUGGCAUUUAUGAUCACAUUUAGUGCCUAUUUGAUCACACUUCUACUGAUCAGCUUUCAUAACAAGUGCAGAACGCACAAAUUUAGUUCCAAAAUUUGCAGUUUUCAUAUGACGUCACGGCGGCCAUAUUGGUGUCCCAAAACAAUGAAACGGCGGCCAUAUUGGUGUCCCAAACCAGUCCUGUGGGAGUUGAACACUUUUCUUAUGCAAACGCUUUCUUUUGUUGCAAUAAAUUUGUAUAGAUGCUGGCCACGUGAGUGAAAACACUCUGUUGAGAAAAGUAGACUUUACUUCUUCCAAAAUGUACUUCUUCAACUCUAUCCGCAAGUAGCCCUCAUUUCUUCCAACAACCGGCCAUAUUUGCAAAGUCACGUCUUCCAAAUACGGAUUCAUGCUAUCUGCUUAGCCUGUGACACUCUACUACAUGUGAAAGUUGGCUACCAUUUACAGUUGCAAAAAAGAAGACGCUAUACACUGAAUCAUAGAAGUGUGAAUAUAUACAGUACAUAUAUUACAGAUAUAUACAAGAAAAUAUUUCUCAAAGUAAAACAGAAGAAGGAGCUUAUGAUUUACAUAUUUGUUACAUAAUAUUCAAAAGGAUUAAUUGAAGUUACUCUUCAAGGUUCCGCCUUUGGAAGUAUCCAUUCAUUUAGAACGCAUGUACGAAGUGUUUGACGACUUUUAUAAACAAGUCUGCGAGAAAUUGAUGGACUACUUAAACCGAAUUUUGAUAUUCUGUUUGUGCAAGAGAACAAUUCUGGGCCGUGAUUUAACGUUAUUUAACUUCAAUGAACAAAAAAACACAUGAAUAAAAAGUUCAUGAUUUAGGAUGGUGUAUGUGGAUUUAAUUCACUAAUUCUUUGGUUGUUGCUCCUGUUUUGUUUCACAAUAUUAUGUUUGUGCAACAAUACUAGCCUGUGAUUUAACUGAAAAAAAAAGAGGAAGAUUACAAUGGAACGAAUAAAACAUGAAUAAAAACCAGUAUUUAGAAUGGUGUAUAUGCAUUUCACUCUUCAUUAGUUGGGGUUGCCAGUUCGUUCACGUUGUGUUUAUCCAAGGGUGAAUUGAAACACUGCCAUAUCAAAGUGUAACCUUCACACAAAGGGCCAAUGGACACGCACAACCUAUUCGCUAUAACGGGGUCUGUCGUUAUAUCGAGGUAGCCUGCGUAGCUGGCGGUAUUGUGUGAGUGCGAGAUUAAAGAUUUGGCGGCGGAGCCGUGUUCCAAAAAAAGGGAGUAGGGACGAGGUGGUUGAAAUAUUUCUCGCGGCUUCGCCGCUCGUGACGGCUCCGCCGUCAAAUUUCACUCGACUAUAUUACAACGGCUCCGCCGCCAAAUCUCACUCGACUACUACACAAUACCGCCAGCUACGCAGGCUAAUAUCGAGGUUGUUUUCCAUAUAUCUUACUAUUACUAGCGAGAAAAAUAUCGUUCAUUAAGUCCUUCCUUAUCUAGAGGUUCGUUAUAUCGAUGUACCUCUGUAUUCCUCUUUUUGCAGUUUUUAAAGGAACGUAAAACAUAGAUGAAUGAAUGUUUUCUUUAAAAUGGCUCACUAAUCUAACUUGUACAUGUUUCCGAGUUUUUGGAUUAAUAGCCCUUUCCGUAAAAAAAAGAAAUAUUACUCGUUUUGGGUGAAUUGGUCACCCACAGGUUCACAAAACCUUUCCUUUCGUCAAGGCAAUCACGAAAUCGUGUGGGUUUUGUUAAUCAAUCAAACAAAUAAUCGAUAAAUCAACCAGCCAAUCAUCAAUCAACUAAUCAAUUAAAUAAACAAACAACCCAUCAAUCCGUCCACCCAUCCAUCCAACAGAAGACAAAUCAUUGAAAACGAAAAAAAAAAUUCCCUGGCUAAAAUUAAAAAAGAAGACUGCACUCAACUUGCUUACUGAUAUGAAGAGCUACUACAAUCAAGGUAUACGCAAAAACCUUUAAAAUGAUUGCUGAUCUAUGAAGGAAUAAGUGACUUGGCAGUUAAUUUCACACCGCCAAAUCAAGAAUAACAACAACAACAAAAGUCAAACUAGAAACCUGCGUGGCAGUUGCAUUGACAAACUUAUUUAACACAAUUCAUGAAAAUUCACCCUCCCCCCUCAUCGUAACCCUUCCCCCUCCACUACAGAAAGAUUAUGCACCAGCCGAAGCAAACUAUGGCGGUGGAGAGAAAUAUCUCAGACAAAUACUCUGGAAUGUGUUUAUUCAAUCCUUUAUACUGGUAAAUUCUUCUGUUAACUAAGCAUGGCCAGAUGAAAACUUAGAAAUUUGAGUAUUCCGCACACAUCCCAACUAGACAACCAGAAACAGAAACAGAUACAGUAGAUUCAGUAGUAUUGUUAAUUCAAAAUAUUGGCUCGGCUAGUUCUCCAUAACUAGCUGGCGCUGACCAAAUUUGGAAGAUGCGAGCAACAUACCAUCGAUUCGAUGGAUUCUUGUUCAAAUCCCCACCUAAACUUCCUUCCUGUUUAAUCCUAUGAUGCUUAAAGCUUCCCAAACCCUAUUCCCAUCAAUAUUAAAGUCCCAGCAAAGAGAAAAUGGGGCAAGAAAAGUGAAAGGAGAGGCCGGAGCCGGAGAGAAAGCGGAACGUAAAACUCGAAAAAACGAAAGCAAAUUUGCCGUAUCUGCUCAUGGGCCCAACUUCGGAAUCUGAAAUUUUGCAUCUGGAACAGAAGCCCGCGAAGUGUUCGAACUAUAGACGGAGUUUCGACCAGUUUGGUCUCUUUAUAUAGCCAAUCGAUGACCAAAAAAUGGCUCGACAAUAAGCUUCAAAAGGUUUUUUGCAGUAAAAUUCCCAGGAACGAAUGGGUUAAUAUUCCUUUGAUGCGACGACGUCCAUAAAGGUUGUCAUUUGAAUGAGAAAGAAAAAAGAAGCCUGAAGGGUUCUCGUAGUAGAAAACAAGUAGAAUAAAUAAUGUUAAGGAAACUGAAGGUUCCUGCUUUCCAGGAGGAUAUGGGCAAUUUGCAACUGCUCUGGAGGCACAUGCUUGAUAUUAUAGGUUUGUCGUCAGUUGCUCUUUGUACCGCGUGACUAACCAGUUACAAAGGGGCCAUCCAUGGCGUUUUUUCGGAAGGUAAAUUGUUUUUCAGGUCAAAGAACAAUCGCAUUACCGUAGAAAACAGAUGGCGUAAGGCCAAUAAAUCUGAACAAUUGUCGUAACUAAAAAAAUAUCGGCACGUUUGUCAUGGCCACAAGAAACAAAUAAAAGGCGAUAUCUGCUUCUAUUUAGCUGCUAACAAUUUUUCAAUACGUCCGUAUUGACUUAAGUCGAGUGAUGACGACACAUCUCUCAGUUCAACGUCCGAUCUCGAAGCUAAUGCUUAAGAUCUUAUCGGCGUUGAUUUUGUUCUCUAAAACAUUUCACGUCAGGGGAGUAUGAUACUGCCUAAGUGUUUUUGGAGGGUGCGUUGGACUGAGGUUGUCCAUCUUCCCCCAGAUCUCAGUGAAGUCUUUAGACCCGCUCACGUUUUUAUAAGUUUUGGUUAAAUAUUAUUAUUGAUUAAGUUCUUUUAUUCCUUUGUGUCAUUGUCAUAAGUUAUUGUACCCUCAAAACAAAGUGAAACAAUCGGGAUAAAAUUAAACCACAUCUGGAUAUGGCCUAGAAAAACUGAUGGUGACAGUGAAAUUUUUUCUGGAAAAAGGAGAUUAUAGAAUUUACUCCAUAAAAUAUAUACGUAUGUGUUCUCGAUCCAUCGAAGGGCUCAAAGGCUCAGGCUAAAAAUUGAGCGAUCUUUGUCCUAUCGCCCUCGAUUUACUAUUCUUUAUUACCUUUUGUCCUAAUUUCGCUUUAAAUUAGAAUAAUUUAGCCUUAGAUCAUAAAAUAGAACAUUUCAGCUUGCAAAAUCUUCGCUCGGUAUAUUUGCUCUUAAAGAAUUUACCUUAAGUAUUUGUACUUUAUUGAAUAAAAUAGUAAAUGCAAUAUUGGUAAAAGAAUAAUCUAAGAGCAAUAUUACUCUUUUAACAUUAUGUGUAUUCCAGACUCACUGUGCUGAGUAAGCCGUCCGGGAUAGAUCCGGAUCGUGACUUCAUUUCAAGAACACUUUGUAUGGUAUUUUUAAGAAAAAAUUUAAGAAAAGAUGUUAGAUCGAUUCCAGUUUAUUCUAAAUCUGGAGCAUUUAAAUUCCAUAGUAUGAACUUUUUUCCAAGACUGAAAGAAAUAUAUUCUUUUAAUUCGUGACUACAGCAGAUAUUGCUUGGGUAUGAAUUGCGGAUUGAAUAAGUAGUUUCGGAAAUAGUAACAAAAAAUCCAUCAAAACGCCGACUGAAUUUUUAAAAUUUAUGUGGUAAAAAUAUACUUCAACGGGUUCCUCCAUCCUGAUUUUUAUAAAUGCUUACCACUUUUAAAGCGGGUAGACAAAAAGGGAGUGAUCGGAAAUCAUUAAGCUAUUAACGGUGUUCAAGUGCAUGCUAACGUAAUAGGCCGAAAUUGACGGUGAAUAGGCAUUGUAAUGGUUUAACAAGAGCGGACGGUUGUUCACUUAUAAGACUUGCACUUUAGAAGUGGUCGUUCUGAGUGCAGGAAGUUCUGGGUGCGUUUUGUUCGCUUGGUGAAGUUAUUCAACAUGAUUAAUCUUACAAAACCUUCGGAUAGCGAAGGCAGCAACGACACGCAAUCCUUUGAGAAUGAGGGAAUUCUUUUUUUCUCUCCAGCGUUUAAUGUGUUUAUAAUAACCGCUCUUGUAGCCGUCAUAGUGGUCGCGAUACUAGGAAACAUCUUGGUUUGCAUUGCAAUGUGUUGGAACCCAAAUCUUCGCAAAGCAACUACAAGCCUGUUCCUCUUAUCUUUGGCGGUUUCUGAUCUUCUCACAGCAAGCCUGGUGAUUCCAUUCGACGUCAACAUAAUCCUGAAAAAUGGGCUUUGGUUUCACGGCGAGGACGCCUGUAAACUUUGGACUACUGCCUACCUUCUUACCGUUCCUACCUCCAAUUUAACAUUGAUGUUUUUGAGCAUCGAUCGGUAUCUGACAUUGCGUAGGCCUCUUAGUCAAUUUCGUGCGGACCAGACUAUGACCAGAAAGACCAUCUUCGUUUACAUGGUACUUUUAUGGAUCUAUCUACUGGUUUGGGCCCUAUUGCCGUUGACAGGUUGGGAGUUAUGGCGUUUAUUUCCUCUUAGCGUCAACAACGACAUUUGCUUUUUCAACAUCUCGACUCUCUACAGCAGCUUAGUUUCUGCGCUGCAUUUCAUCCUUCCAGCCUUGGUCAUGUGCAUUAUUUACGUCAUGAUAUACCGACUGAUCUGGAAGCACACGCGCACCAUUCACCCCAUGGAUGCCCCAGUUCCCACCCAAAGUCCUCAAGCAAGACUCGCACUACAGAGAAACAUCAGGGCAGCGAAGAGAAUCGCGGUGAUUGUGAGCGUGUUUUUACUCUGUUGGGUCCCAUACAGUGUUCUGAGCAUUACAUCACAGUUUUGUUUUGAUUGCUUCCUUAAAAUACCUCAAGAAGUGUUGUACUUUACUCUUAUGAUGGGUUAUUCAAAUUCUGCGCUCAAUCCAAUACUCUACUCAUUCAAUAACAGGAAUUUCAUUGACUCGUACAAAAGACUUUACCAAGGAGUGAGAAAGACACUCACAAGGCGACUGGGAGGUAUGAAGUAA
Molecule: messenger RNA, 25593 nt
Organism: Porites lobata
Lineage: Eukaryota; Metazoa; Cnidaria; Anthozoa; Scleractinia; Poritidae
Source: the annotation of a GenBank genome assembly